Messenger RNA from Morus notabilis, 3151 nucleotides. RefSeq names its product protein SMAX1-LIKE 3. Lineage: Eukaryota; Viridiplantae; Streptophyta; Magnoliopsida; Rosales; Moraceae. The transcript is spliced from 3 exons. The record is from RefSeq and is a predicted model, not a curated record. The coding region runs from base 289 to 3000 and encodes 903 amino acids.
AUCAGUUGAAAACCUACAAAAUAUACACCUAUAUAUAUCUAUAUAUAUAUAUAUAUCAAUAUUAGGCAGCAGGAGUACUACUACUACUGCUUCCUAAAGUUGAUCUCCUGAAUCUUACCCUAUUUUACUUCUUUCUCUCUUUUCCUUUGAAUCCAAAAACCUCAUCACCAUGCUAGUUAAAUACCGUACUUAUUAGAAUUCAAUCCCCGUCUUGUAUUCUGUGUUCGGAAGACAAGAAAAGAAGAGAAAAGAUCAAAGAAAAAAGCUUCAUACAUCAAGAUCAAUAUCAUGAGAGCCGGAGGCUGCUCGCUUCAGCAGGGUCUCACCGCCGAUGCUGCAAGCGUCGUGAAGCAAGCGGUGACGCUUGCUCGCCGCCGAGGCCACGCCCAAGUGACGCCUCUUCACGUGGCUAACACCAUGCUCGCAUCUUCCACCGGCCUUUUGAGGACGGCUUGUCUUCAAUCCCACUCUCACCCUCUUCAGUGCAAAGCCCUAGAGCUUUGCUUCAACGUCGCUCUUAAUCGUCUGCCAGCGUCGAAUUCUAGCCCUAUGUUGGGGAAUCACCACCAUCAUACUCAGCACCCCUCGAUCUCCAACGCCCUAAUCGCGGCCUUCAAGCGAGCGCAGGCUCACCAAAGACGAGGCUCUAUUGAGAACCAGCAGCAGCCACUCUUGGCCGUGAAGAUAGAAUUGGAGCAGCUCAUUAUCUCCAUCUUGGAUGACCCCAGCGUGAGUAGAGUCAUGCGAGAGGCCGGGUUUUCGAGUACUCAAGUGAAGAGCAAUAUUGAGCAAGCCGUUUCUUUGGAGAUAUGUUCACAAAGUAGUACCAACCCAAAUUCCGUAAGUAGUAAUAAUAACAAGUCCAAGGAGAGUAAUCUUUUGGUUCUCUCCCAUCAGCAAUCUCCUAUGGUUAUAAACGGCUCUAAGGUAGGCAAACCGGCGGUUUCGUCGGAACCCGUUAGGAAUGAGGAUGUCAUGAGCGUGAUAGAGAUUUUGGUGAGCAAAAAAAAGAGAAGUGUUGUGGUUGUGGGAGAGUGUAUUAGUAACAUUGAGGGUGUGGUUAGGGGAGUGAUGGAUAAAGUGGAGAAGGAAUUAUUAGAAGUUCCUGAAGGUCUAAGAGGUGUGAAAUUCAUACCACUUACUCUUUCUUCUUUUGGAAAUUCCUCUAGAGUGGAGGUUGAGCAGAAGUUUGUGGAGCUCAAGAACCUCUUGAGGAGUUGUGUGGCCAAAGGGGUGAUUUUGUAUUUGGGAGAUCUUCAGUGGACUAGUGAGUAUAGGACUAGUUCAAGUGGUGAUCAUGGUAGGGGUUAUUAUUGUCCUGUGGAACACAUGAUUAUGGAGAUAGGGAAAUUGGUUUGUGGGAUUGGAGAAAAUGGGAAAUUUUGGCUCAUGGGCAUUGCCACUUUCCAAACUUACAUGAGAUGUAAAUCUGGCUACCCAUCGUUGGAGACCAUUUGGGGUAUUCAUCCUCUUACAAUUCCGGCAGACAGCUUGCGGUUGAGUCUCCUCACAACUGGAAGUGACCUGAAAAGUGACGAGUCCGCCACUAAAAUUACCAAUGGGACGUCCAAAAGCUUGAUAGUUGAAGUUACUGGAGACAAGCACGAUCAGCUUAAGUGCUGCGCCGAGUGCUCAGCCAAGUUUGAGGCCGAAGCUAAAACCUUCCAAAACAGUAAUUCUUCGAACAGUCAAUAUUCCACUACUUCAAACCUCCCUGCAUGGCUCCAACAUUGUAGAUCUAAUAAUGAUCAGAACUGUGUUCCAGUCGCAGACCUUUGCAAAAAGUGGAACUCAUUUUGCUAUUCAACUCAUCAGCACCGACAAGCAAAUAGCAACUAUUAUUCAGAGAAAAACCCAAUCACAUUCUCUUCCGUGUCACCUUCUUCCUCUGCUUCUGGCUUCUCAUAUGAUCAUCUUCAUCACCAUCAACAAAACCCUAAUCAGUCUUGGAGGGACCACGGUUUCUGGGUAUCGGCCGAAACUCCGAACAAAAGUACUAUAAGCACAAUCAUUGAGCCAAGUUUGAGAAUGUACUUCCAAGACAAUAAGGAAAACAAUCCAUCAAAACAACCGAUGCUAUUUUCUUCCAAUCCCAAUUCUACCCCUACUUCAGCUUCUUCAAGCGAUGUCAUGGACGCCGAGUACUCGCACAAGUUCAAAGAGCUCAACUCCGAGAACCUGAAAACCCUAUGCAUCGCAUUGGAGAAGAAAGUGCCGUGGCAGAAGGAUAUAAUCCCCGAAAUCGCGAGCACGAUCUUGAAGUGCCGGUCGGGCAUGGUGAGAAGAAAAGGGAAGUUCGGAUUGAAUAUGAAUACCGCUGAUCAGAAUCUUCAAGCCAAAGAAGAGACUUGGUUGGUCUUUCAAGGUGUUGAUACUGACGCCAAAGAGAAGAUCGCGAAAGAGUUGGCUAAGCUCGUCUUCGGUUCAACAAACGAGUUUGUUUCCAUUGCUCUGAGCAGUUUCUCGUUGACGAGGGCAGAUUCGACGGAGGAUUGUGGCCGGAACAACGUCAACAAGAGGUCAAGAGACGAGCAAAGUUGCGGUACUUACAUCGAAAGGUUCGGAGAAGCGGUGUCGUUGAAUCCCCAUAGGGUGUUUUUGGUUGAAGAUGUUGAGCAAGCGGAUUAUUUUUCUCAAAUGGGGUUCAAGAGAGCCGUUGAAAGUGGACGAGUAAUGAACUCGAGUGGCGAAGAAGUCGAGCUUAGGGAUGCUAUUGUAAUUUUGAGCUGUGAAAGCUUUAGCUCAAGAUCAAGGGCUUGUUCUCCUCCUUCUAGACAGAAGAUAGAAUCAGAUCAUCAGCUUAAAGAUCAUGAUUAUCAUGAUCAUCAGGUUGUGGAGGAGACAAGUCCUUGUGUGUCUCUGGAUUUGAACAUUUCCUUUGAUGAUCAGAUGGAUGAAAAUGAGAGUCCUGGUGAUGAUGAAGAUCAUUCAAUUGAUGAUAUUGGGCUUCUUGAGUCAGUGGAUAGAAGGAUUAUUUUCAAGAUUCAAGAAUUAUCAUGAAGAGAAAAGAACUUAUGUGCUUAAUUAGGGUCGUAUGCCUUUGAUCUUUCUCCUUUUUUUUUUUUCCUUUUUUUUUUCCUUCUUUUCCUUUUUUCUAUAUUCUCCUUGUUAAUUUUAACAUGCAUUUAGAUUUUUGACACGCAACCUAGGG